UUUCGUGUUUCGUUUCUUCGAAUCCGGUGCGGCGCGCGAAUUCCUCGUUAAAAUCCGGCCCAAAAAUCGCGAACCACACGUCUGAACGUCGGGUACAAUGUGCAUAGAAAGUGGUACGACCGUCGCGGAACAAGGUGCGAUAGUGGACAGAAAGGGUGCGGGUCGACAGUCGUUGAAAUCAACCUCGGAAGAUAUGCCGGGCGACGGGUUACGGAUUCGGCGGAUUGCCGGAGGUUGUAUGGUCAAUCAUGCGCCGCUGUUUUCGGCCAAUGGGGAGAUAAUUUACGUGAUUUGGGAAAAUACGGUGCGGGCUUUCAGUGCUACGACCGGAGAGUAUGUCCGGGAUUAUGAGGGUACAGACCAGAAUAUUGUCGGUAUUGUGACCAUCAAGAACAGUCCCAAGCUGUUGUACGGCUGUUCUAGCCAUGGUCACAUCUUGGGAUGGAACGUAGAGUCCGGAGUGCUGCACGAGAGGAAGGAAAUUCUUCACAACACAAAAUUUCAAGUGUCCUUUUUUGACGUCAUGUACGAUGAACACGACGUUCCGUUGUUCCUGGUGGCCGGAGAGUCAACCAAGAAGGUCAUUAUGACUUACUGUCCUAUCAAGGGCAAGAUCACAGACACUUACGCGCUCCACGAGGGCGAAAAGGACGGCCAAAUAAAGCUGGCUAUCGGCGCUCCGGGACUCAACUUCUUCGCCUUCAUUACGACCGGUGACCAGCUGUGGCGCUGGGGCAAAGUCCAACCGCGCAUCAAGGCCCACCCCCGACGCCACUGUAACGGCGUCCAACCCAAAGUCGUCGCGUGCCAUCCCAACGAGGACAUCGUGGCCAUCGGAGACGCCAUCGGUCGCGUUGUCCUGUACAAACACUUCCUCAAAACGGGAAUGGCCAUCCCGGAGACCUACCACUGGCAUCCGAACCCGGUCCAGAGUGUGACCUUCUCCGCAACCGGAACGCACUUUUACUCCGGUGGGCUCGAGCGCGUCCUCAUCAAGUGGACCGUCGGCAAGCAGCAGGAGAAGGACAUCCUGCCGCGGCUAUCGGAUUCUGUGGUCCAGAUCUCCGUCGCGCCGGAAAACCUUCGCGUUGCGCUUUGCACCGCCGAUAAUGGGAUUCAGAUUUUGAACGCGCUGCAGAAGCAGACGGCCGUUGUGCAGAGCUUUUCGCGUAUUUCUGAUGAUUAUACCGGGCAGAAUCCGUACCCGGUGGGGAUUCGGGUUAACCCGAGGACGCAGGCGUUGAUUCUGAACGGGAGGAUCGGCUGCGUGCAGUUCUUUUCGACGUACACGAGGAGUUUGCUGUACACGCUCGACAUCACGCUUAAAAACUACAACACGCUCGAGCACAAGAGCGUCAUCUACAACACCGUCGUCACCGGCGUCGCCGUCAACGCGCACUGGCUGGCCACUGCCGAAUGCUGGAACGACAACUGCUACUCGUCGGAGACGCGUCUCAAGUUCUGGCGGUACGACGAAUCCCGCCAAAAUUACGCCCUCAACACGAACGUGGAGAAUGUACACGCGGGUGGCGUUGCCGGGUUGGAAUUUUCGAGCAGUUCGAAGGAGCGGGACGUUCUUUGUGCGAGCGCUGGGAAUGAUCGUUGCGUGAAGGUUUGGGCGUUGCAGGAGGUUGAGGUGACCGGGGGUGGGGAGAAGCUGAUUUGGAGUUGUGUGGGGAGGGUGGAGUACAAGAACUUGGUGGUGAGGUCGGUUUCGUUCUCGCAGGAUGGAUCGCUGUUGGCGGCUGGGUUUGGGAAUGUUCUUUGCGCGUGGAACGCCGAGACGUUGCGGUUGAAGUGCGUGUUGAGCGCGCCGGCUGGGUACGAUGGAGGGGUGAAUCGAGUUGUGGUGGCGGUUCCGGGCAAGAAGAAAUUGGGGGUGAAGAAGGCGACCUUUUUGGCCAAGAAGGCCGAGGUUGUGAAGCAGAUGUUGGAGGUGCUGGAGAAGAAGGACGUUUCGGCGCUGUUUAAGAACGUCACGGAGAGCAAGAGGAAGCGAUAUCUGAGUGUGGAGACUGGGGGGAAGCCGGAGAAGUUGUCCAACGAGGAGAAGAAGCUGGUCUUCAAGCGAGUUCAACUGCAGAACGAGCUGACGUUGGCGCAGAAGGCGGAACUGUUCAGCAGGUUGCGAAUUCAGUGCAGAACCGCUGGUGAAAUGAAGGAAAAGAUCGCGGAGAAGUUGGCCAAGGCCAAGCGAGUGUCCGCCCAGGCAGAACGCCGUCUCCAGAAAGCCGUCAACGAACUCAGCUCCGACGUCAAGUUCCAGAGCAAACGCAAGCUGCACAACUACGAACGCCGCAAGCGCCCAAGCCCCACACUCUCCCAGCUGACAAACGUCUUCAACUCUACAAAUUCACCCAAAAAAGCCAAGAAGAAACCCGCAAAAGCCCAACCAACCAACCCCAUCAAAACCACCGCCCAAAUCCGGCACGUCCUCUUCUGCCACGGCGAGUACUCGCACCUCGUCGUAAUGGCCACCGAGAACCGCCUCCUGGUCUGGAACCUCCUAACCCUCCGCAUCCAGGUCACCGUGAACCUCACCGUCACCCACCUCUCGAUCGACUCGUUCACCAACCUCAUCGCGGCCUUCACCCGCGACCACGAACUGUUCAUCUUCCUCCCGAACAUCCCGAUGCCGCUCUACCACCGGAAGAACCUCCCGGCGGUCUACGGCGCCGCCUGGAUCCCACGUCGCUACCCAAAAUCCCAAUCGCUGAAUGUCGAUUGGCAAGCCAUCUCGCAGCUGUACUUCCUGAACGAAAAUCAAGAGCUGCUCCACCUCGUUUCGGACAGCGAUGAGGAAUCGCUUGGGCCGGUUGUGUACAUGAAUGAGGCCGUCGCCGGAGGGCUGCCGAAUACGCCGUUUGCGGCGAUGUUGGCCAAGCAGAGCGCGGUUGGUGCGUCGGGAGUGACGACGAGUGCUGGUGGUGGUGAGCAGGUUGGAGUUAUUGGAGUUGCGGGGAAGAACGGGAUUAGAGAGAUCGUCGGAUCCUCCGCACACAUGAUGGCCCCGAUCAACCUUCUCUGCAAGGACUUUCUCAAAUCGCUGCUGCUGGUCGACGAGCGACGACGUCAACGUGACCCGGCGGAAGUUGGUGGUGACUCACAUCCAGUCCAAUCCACCUCGAAGCCUAGCGGUGACAACGGGCAGGACCAGGAAGAUGACGAAAGUGGCUCGGAUAGUGAGGCCAGUGGAAAGCAGCGGGUCAAGCUGGCUGCCCGGAAGGCGGCCCUCGAGGCGAUCGAACGGGCCAAGAUGCGACCGGCGACGAGGACGGAACAGCUCGGCCAGGAUGAUAAGCUGCGGAAGCUGCUGGAGGAGGGAGUGGAGAUUGAGUUUUGAGCUGGGGGAGCUGGUGUGGCUUG
Culex pipiens pallens (northern house mosquito) is the source of this 3366-nucleotide messenger RNA. Its product is annotated as WD repeat-containing protein 75. Lineage: Eukaryota; Metazoa; Arthropoda; Insecta; Diptera; Culicidae. The record is from RefSeq and is a predicted model, not a curated record. Bases 98 to 3343 code for a protein of 1081 amino acids. Gene Ontology annotation, molecular function: RNA binding; protein binding. Gene Ontology annotation, cellular component: nucleolus. The transcript has 4 exons. Gene Ontology annotation, biological process: positive regulation of rRNA processing; positive regulation of transcription by RNA polymerase I.